Molecule: messenger RNA, 1970 nt
Organism: Mesocricetus auratus (golden hamster)
Lineage: Eukaryota; Metazoa; Chordata; Mammalia; Rodentia; Cricetidae
Gene: Fbxw2
Product: F-box and WD repeat domain containing 2
Exons: 8
Coding region: 226-1590 (454 amino acids)
Molecular function (GO): protein binding
Source: RefSeq, a predicted model, not a curated record
GCUGGGUGCCGGGAGGGACGCGCGGAGAUGACGCAAGCAGCACCGGAAGCCGCUCCCCUGUGAGGCUGCAGCCCAGAGCCGCGGCCGCAGGUCCAGGCGCCAUGGCUGCGGAGCGGACCCGGCCGCUGCGACGCUCUGGCGGCCCGAGCGCGCCUAGUCGGUGUGAGCCCGGCGCGAGGUCCCGGGCCCCGGGGCGCUCGCUCAGGUAAAUAUUUCCAUAACCUUAUGGAGAGAAAGGACUUUGAGACAUGGCUUGAUAACAUUUCUGUUACAUUUCUUUCUCUGACGGACUUGCAGAAAAAUGAAACUCUGGACCACCUGAUUAGUCUGAGUGGGGCAGUCCAGCUCAGGCACCUCUCCAAUAACCUGGAGACUCUCCUCAAGCGGGACUUCCUCAAACUCCUUCCCCUGGAGCUCAGUUUUUAUUUGUUAAAAUGGCUCGAUCCUCAAACUUUACUCACAUGCUGCCUGGUCUCUAAGCAGUGGAAUAAGGUGAUAAGUGCCUGCACAGAGGUGUGGCAGACUGCCUGUAAAAAUUUGGGCUGGCAGAUAGAUGAUUCUGUUCAGGACGCACUGCACUGGAAGAAGGUUUACUUGAAGGCUAUCUUGAGGAUGAAGCAGCUGGAGGACCACGAAGCCUUUGAGACCUCAUCACUAAUUGGACAUAGUGCCAGAGUGUAUGCACUUUACUACAGAGACGGACUUCUCUGCACAGGGUCAGAUGACUUGUCUGCAAAGCUGUGGGAUGUAAGCACAGGGCAGUGUGUUUACGGCAUCCAGACCCACACCUGUGCAGCUGUGAAGUUCGAUGAACAGAAGCUUGUGACAGGCUCCUUUGACAACACCGUGGCCUGCUGGGAAUGGAGUUCUGGAGCCAGGACACAGCAUUUCCGGGGGCACACGGGGGCGGUGUUCAGUGUGGACUACAGUGAUGAACUGGAUAUUUUGGUGAGUGGCUCUGCGGACUUCGCUGUGAAAGUAUGGGCUUUAUCUGCUGGGACAUGCCUGAACACACUCACUGGGCAUACUGAAUGGGUCACCAAGGUGGUUUUGCAGAAGUGCAAAGUCAAGUCUCUCUUGCACAGCCCUGGAGACUACAUCCUCUUAAGUGCGGAUAAAUAUGAGAUCAAGAUUUGGCCAAUUGGGAGAGAAAUCAACUGUAAAUGCUUGAAGACUUUGUCUGUUUCUGAAGAUAGAAGUAUCUGCCUGCAGCCAAGACUUCAUUUUGAUGGGAAAUACAUUGUCUGUAGUUCAGCCCUUGGUCUGUACCAGUGGGACUUUGCCAGUUACGACAUUCUCAGGGUCAUCAAGACACCUGAGGUAGCAAACUUGGCCUUGCUUGGCUUUGGAGAUGUCUUUGCCCUGCUGUUUGACAACCACUACCUGUACAUUAUGGACUUGAGGACAGAGAGUCUAAUUAGCCGCUGGCCUCUGCCAGAGUACAGGAAAUCAAAGAGAGGCUCCAGCUUCCUGGCGGGUGAAGCAUCCUGGCUCAAUGGACUGGAUGGGCACAAUGACACAGGCUUAGUCUUCGCCACGAGCAUGCCUGACCACAGUAUUCACCUGGUCUUGUGGAAGGAGCAUGGCUGACGCCGACAGCUGCCACCACUGACUGACUUUGGGUGCCAGGGCUGCGGGUUUGGGUGCAACGUCUGUGGCAGCCAACUGCAUGAACCAAAGUUCUCACCUAAAGGUAUCAUCACGCAGUGCACAAUCAUUUAUCUGUUUGCCAGGGGCCAGGGCUGGGGCGGGAGGGCUUGUUUUACUGACUUACACCGCAGCAUGCUACUGAGGUACACCAGUGACUUACUUCAUUUGUACUUAGUUACGUUGGUCAGAAUGAGAUUGCAUUUUUGGAUUCUUUCUAAGUGGAAUAUUGAGUAAAGAAAGUUAAAUGAUUCAUUAAUCUGCUAAAUGGUUGCCUAUAAAAUCACAUGGAGUCUGUUAUUAAAGCUUUGUUUGAAUUUCAA